Molecule: messenger RNA, 1177 nt
Organism: Nicotiana tabacum (common tobacco)
Lineage: Eukaryota; Viridiplantae; Streptophyta; Magnoliopsida; Solanales; Solanaceae
Product: bidirectional sugar transporter SWEET1
Biological process (GO): carbohydrate transport
Cellular component (GO): membrane
Molecular function (GO): sugar transmembrane transporter activity
Source: RefSeq, a predicted model, not a curated record
CUUUUAGCAGUUAGCGUCCUUCCUAUAUAUACCUUUCAGUAUGACUCUAUUUUCCAAAAGAAACGUCUCUUUUUUCGAACUCUUGCUCAGUUUUCUCUUUUGGGGUUGAAAUUUUUGGAGAGUUUUGUAGGUUUCUUCAUUUGGGUCUUUUUGAUAUCUGAAUCAAAGAAAUUGCUGUUAAGAGUGGAGAAGCCAUGGGUGUUGUUCAUACUCUGCAUUUUGUUUUUGGGAUAUUUGGAAAUGCCACUGCUCUGUUUCUCUUUUUGGCACCAAUAAUCACAUUCAAGAGGAUCAUACAAAAGAGAUCCACAGAACAGUUCUCUGGCCUGCCUUACGUGAUGACUUUACUCAACUGCCUGCUUUCUGCAUGGUAUGGCUUACCAUUUGUGUCACCAAACAAUCUGUUGGUGUCUACAAUCAACGGGACUGGAGCUGCAAUUGAGAGCAUUUAUGUACUGAUCUUCAUUGCAUUUGCACCAAAGAAGGAGAAGAAGAAAAUAUCAGCACUUCUUCUAUUAGUCCUAGCUGUUUUUGCUGCAGUAGCGCUUGUUUCCAUGCUCGCUUUGCAUGGAAAUAACAGGAAGCUCUUCUGUGGUAUCGCUGCCACCAUCUUCUCUAUCAUUAUGUAUGGAUCUCCUCUAUCCAUCAUAAGACUAGUAAUCAAGACGAAGAGCGUGGAGUUCAUGCCAUUUUUCUUGUCACUCUUCGUGUUCUUAUGUGGCGCUUCCUGGUUUGCCUUUGGCCUUCUUGGCAAGGACCCUUUUGUUGCUAUUCCAAAUGGUUUUGGCUUUGGUUUAGGAACAGUGCAGCUUAUCUUAUAUGCAAUUUACUGUGACAAGAAGGGAUUAUUUACCAAGAAAUCAACCCCUGAUGAUUCCUUGGAGAUAGGAAAUGAGAAAAGUAAUGGCAAGUCAAAGCUUGAGCAAGUUUAGAACAUGAUGAUUCUGGAACAAUUGCAGUUUGGUGACUCUAAUUCUUGUAUGAUGUUUUGAAAUGACUAGUUCUUGAAUGAUGUCUGUAAUCUGUAAUCUGUAUCUUUUUAGGUGCUAAUAUGUUUGUGAUUUUCCCUAGUGAUAUCUGUUUGUUCUAAUUAGAAUUGGACUAGUUCAGUUCCAUGUAUAUUAGUUUUCUCCUCAAUGCUGUUGCAAUAAACCAUGAUCCUUUUUUUUAAUUCUUU